This is a messenger RNA of Candida tropicalis MYA-3404, 1107 nucleotides long. RefSeq names its product GTP-binding protein (gene DRG1). The transcript has a single exon. The record is from RefSeq and is a predicted model, not a curated record. Gene Ontology annotation, molecular function: GTP binding; GTPase activity. The coding region runs from base 1 to 1107 and encodes 368 amino acids. Gene Ontology annotation, biological process: cytoplasmic translation. Gene Ontology annotation, cellular component: cytoplasm. Lineage: Eukaryota; Fungi; Ascomycota; Pichiomycetes; Serinales; Debaryomycetaceae.
AUGACGACAGUAGAGAAGAUUAAAGCCAUCGAAGAUGAGAUGGCCAAAACCCAAAAGAAUAAGGCCACUUCUUUUCAUUUGGGUCAGUUAAAAGCCAAGUUGGCCAAGUUAAGAAGAGAAUUAUUGAGUGAAGGAAGUGGAAGUGGUGGUGGUGGUGCAGGUGUAGGUUUUGAUGUGGCAAGAACAGGGGUUGCAACCGUUGGUUUUGUUGGUUUCCCAUCUGUUGGUAAAUCUACAUUAUUGUCAAAACUUACCGGUACCCACUCUGAAGCGGCUGCUUACGAGUUCACAACCUUGACAACUGUUCCUGGUACUAUUAAAUAUAAAGGGGCCAAAAUACAAAUGUUGGAUUUACCAGGUAUUAUUGAAGGUGCUAAAGACGGUAAAGGUAGAGGUAGACAAGUUAUUGCUGUUGCCAGAUCAGUAAAUUUGCUUUUCUUGGUGUUGGAUGUCAAUAAACCUUUGCAACACAAGAGAAUCAUCGAACAUGAAUUAGAAGGGAUGGGUAUAAGAAUAAACAAAGAACCACCAAACAUUGUGAUUACUAAAAAGGACAAAGGGGGUAUCAAUAUUACCAACACUGUUCCAUUGACACAUUUGGACAAUGAUGAAAUCAGAGCAGUUAUGUCAGAAUAUAAAAUCAACAGUGCCAAUAUUGCUUUCAGGUGUGAUGCCACAGUGGAUGAUUUGAUUGAUGCAAUUGAAGCCAAGGCUAGAAAAUACAUUCCUGCUAUAUAUGUUUUGAAUAAGAUUGACUCGUUUUCAAUUGAAGAGUUGAAUCUUUUGACCAAAAUUCCAGAUGCCAUUCCAAUCUCCUCUGCCAACGGUUGGAAUUUGGAUGAUUUGUUACAAAUGAUGUGGGAUAAAUUAAAACUAGUCAGAGUUUAUACUAAACCUAAAGGUAAGUUACCUGAUUUCAAUGAACCUGUGGUGUUGAGAAAUGACAGAUGUACUGUUGAAGAUUUCUGUAAUUCCAUUCACAAGUCUUUGGUUGAAGAUUUUAGAAAUGCCUUGGUUUAUGGUACAUCAGUUAAACAUCAACCACAAAUAGUUGGUUUGAACCACUCUCUAGAGGAUGAAGAUGUGAUUACGAUCUUGAAGAAAUAA